CGAUGGGCUAGAGCAUUAAAAAAAAUUCCCUCAAUUAAUUGUCGAACUCCUCUUCCUUUUGCCUCUUCAUUUCAAAUUCCAGCUUCUUCCUCGCGGCGCACUGCUUGUUCGGUUUGUUCGAGGCGACGAGGCCACAAAUGGUCAUCGUGAGUGGCAGCAACUUCCAAACGGAUUCGUGACCCUUCCGCGAUGGAUCCCGUCUCCAAAGGUGCGUGGCAGAAGCGAUUCUUCAGCGUCGCGCCGCCGGCGGCGCUGGUCUUCUUCUUCGUGCUGAUAUUCGUCGCCGGUGCAGCCGUCACGCUAGAUCAUAAGGAGAGUCGUGUGUCCGUAUUGCAGUUGCAGCCAAAACUAGUGACUGCAGCAGCGGAGAUGAGGCCUCCAGCGACGACGAGCGAGCUGCGCGCAGGGCCAGCAGAGGAACCCGACAUCUGUGAGAGUAAAUGUAGACCUCCAGGCAGCGAGGCGUUGCCGCGGGGCAUCGUGCAGGACAAGUCCAACUUGGAGAUGGAGUCGAUGGGUGGCAACCCUGAACGUGAGGAGAACGGCAGCGGCAGGCGGUCGAAAAGCCUCCUCGCCAUCCCCGUCGGCAUCAAGCAGAAGGCGGUCGUCGACAAGCUCGUCUCCAAGUUCCCGGACACCAAGUUCACCGUGAUGCUGUUCCACUACGACGGCGAGGUGGACGGGUGGCGAGACCUCGAGUGGUCGGGCCGCGCGGUCCACGUCGCCGCGCGCGACCAGACCAAGUGGUGGUUCGCCAAGAGGUUCCUGCACCCGGACCUGGUGGCGGAGUACGACUACGUCUUCCUCUGGGACGAGGACGUCGAGGUGGACAGCUUCGACCCGCUCAGGUACCUGCGGGUCGUGAGGAAGGAAGGGCUCGAGGUCUCGCAGCCGGCGCUGGACCGCCGGUCGCAGAUCCACCACGGGCUCACGGCCCGCGCGCGGCGGGGCGGCGGCGUCCACCGGCGGUACUACAAGACGAAGGGGCACGGCAGGUGCUACGGCAACAGCACGGGCCCGCCGUGCACGGGGUGGGUGGAGAUGAUGGUGCCCGUGUUCUCGCGCGCGGCGUGGCGGUGCGCGUGGCGCAUGGUCCAGAACGACCUCGUCUACGCGUGGGGAAUGGACUACAAGCUCGGCUACUGCGCGCAGGGCGACCGGCGCCGCAACGUCGGCAUCGUCGAUAGCCAGUACGUGCUGCACCGGGGCAUCCCCACCCUCGGCGGCGGCGGCGGCAACGGCAACGGCAAGCCUUCGUUCUCCGCUUCCGCGUCAGCGUUGGGGGCAGACCGGUUAGCGGUCAGGCAGCGGUCCUACACCGAGCUGCAGGUGUUCAAUAGGAGGUGGAAGAAGGCCGUGUCGGAGGACGGGUGCUGGACUGACCCUUACCCGAACACGGCGACCACCGGCUGACCGUUGGACGGAACGAGACAGCUCAGUAGUUGGUAGCUGUCGGAUUGACCUCGUCUAGAUGAUGGUAGCAGAUCAUACACCGCAUUACUUUACAGAUUCAGAGAGCUCAUAUAUGAUGUACAGAUUAAAAAAAAAAUCCUAACUCUUGACUGUUGUCUAUACAAGGGAAAGAGCAAAUUUUGUACUGUCAA
Zea mays is the source of this 1604-nucleotide messenger RNA. RefSeq lists its product as uncharacterized. Bases 190 to 1413 code for a protein of 407 amino acids. The transcript is spliced from 5 exons. The record is from RefSeq and is a predicted model, not a curated record. Lineage: Eukaryota; Viridiplantae; Streptophyta; Magnoliopsida; Poales; Poaceae.